GGCGGCCGAGGACGGGGGAAGUUCGGUGCGCCGAGAACGCCGUGAACGCCAUCGCCGCGGCCCGGGGUGCGUCUUUGUGUCUUCCUUGUGCUGCCCGCGCGAGUCGCGCACGCCGCCGCCAUGGCCAUGGAGUCGUGUGGCAUGAACGUCAUCAAGUACAUCCUCUUCGUGUUCAACCUCAUCUUCGCGCUCUCCGGCGUGGGCAUCAUCGUGGCCGGCGCCCUGGUGCUCAGCCAGUUCGGCGGCUCGCAGCGCUUCCUGGAGGACCGCAUCCUGGCGCCGCCCAUCGUGCUCAUCGUGGCCGGCUCCAUCGUGUUCCUCAUCGCCUUCCUGGGCUGCUGUGGCGCCAUCAAGGAGAACUACCUCAUGCUGAUCGCGUUCGCCGCGCUGCUGCUGGUCAUCUUCAUCGUGGAGCUGGCGGUGGGCAUCGCCGCGGGCGUGGCCAAGGACGACUUCAGCGACGCGCUGCGGAACACCCUGCGGAACUCCAUGCGGAACUACACCCUGGACGAGGGCGACCGCCUGGCCUGGGACAACGUGCAGAAGCGGAUGGAGUGCUGCGGCACGGACAACUGGCGGGACUGGAACGGCAUCCUGCGCGCGCCCGGCGAGCUGCCCUACUCGUGCUGCGUGCGGUACUCGUUCGGCGGCUACGAGCCGCCCAGCACACUGGGCUACCAGACCAACCCCGCGUGCCAGGCCACCGCCAACCCCAACUUCGUGUGGCAGCAGGGCUGCUUCAGCAAGCUGGAGGCCGUGGUGCGGGACAGCAGCGUCAUCGUCAUGGGCGUGGGCAUCGGCAUCGCCUUCGUCGAGAUCGCUGGCAUCGUGCUCGCCUGCUGCUUGGCGUCCGCCAUCAAGAAGAGGGACGACGACUCCAAGUGAGGGGCGAGGGGGGCGGGGGGCGUCAACUACAUCGCCAUCUCGACGUCAUCCUGGAGGCGGCGCGGCGGUCGCCGGAGAAGCUGGUGCCUUUCAUCGGGGACACGAGCUCGUCCCGUCAAAUCAGCAGCAGCAGCGCCUCUGGAGGUUGUUGAGCGAAACAAGUCUCAACAACUCUUUUUUAUUUUUCUCAACGAAGGGCUCAAACUGCACCUGACGUCAUCGUAUCCAAGUCGUUGAAGGCCAUCUCAUAUUACCUGAUUAUCUAUUUUCGUUUUUAUCUUUUACGCGCUGUGUAAUUAAACAUCGGAUGUUUUUUUGGAUGCCCUACUAAUUUUCCCCAUUCUAGACUUAACUUUGGCCAGCCAGUAACUUGUGAUUUCCCAACUCUGUAGCAAAGUAGUAAUCUAGUCGCGAAACACCUCGCUUUGUGUCAGUAGUAAGUGUCCUUUUUUCCCUUUUUUUGAUCAAGUCAUGUACUCUAAGCAGGCCGCUAAAUUGGCUUGCAGCGAAUGUUCAAGCAUCCCCUCAUCGGACCAAAACCGUCCAGCGACAGAACUGCUAUCGAAUCUACGCAUAAUUGCAUUGCUAAACGUUGCUGUAUGCUAAGUAAACUAUUUCGAUGUCUUAAUUAGAACCAGUGUCAAAGAUACAUACUCUAUUCCUAGCUAUAUCUAGUCUUUAGCGUUUAUUUUUAAUUCAAUGAGUUUUCAUUGAGAACAACCAUUUACGAGGCACUGUCAAUGUUUUAAACCUUUCCUUUGAUCGGGAGUCUCGGUCGAGACUCCACAAAGCACUGCGGGUUUGUCCAUCGGUGUGGGCAUCGGGCAUGCUUCUUUGGCCUUGCGGUUCCGAGAACCGAAGGACGCACCCACAGUGGCGCAGCACAGCGGGGCGGGUCCUUGGCCGAGACACCCGGGCGAGCUUUCCGUCUCGUGCACGACGUGACUCCAAGGGUGUCGAACCCGUGCCGCACAAUGCCUGUUUUAUAAUUGUUUGCCUGCCCGACGUAGUUACCUCUCUGCCAGGAACGCCGUAGCAAGCUGUUCUCUGUGCGUCAAAUCCAAGUCAUUAAAUACCAAAUUGUGGUCACACAUUUUAACUGAUAAGCACAACAAUCACGUGACAUAUGUUUCUUUACUCCUUGUAAAACUAGGCUGCAAUAUUUGUUACUCCGUAUGUUUCUUCCUCCUGUGAAAUAAAGAAGAGUUUAUCUAA
Thrips palmi is the source of this 2100-nucleotide messenger RNA. RefSeq names its product CD63 antigen-like. NCBI's taxonomy places the organism in Eukaryota, Metazoa, Arthropoda, Insecta, Thysanoptera, Thripidae. Gene Ontology annotation, cellular component: membrane. The record is from RefSeq and is a predicted model, not a curated record. Bases 121 to 885 code for a protein of 254 amino acids. The transcript has 5 exons.